UCUUUUACACUCUCAAAUUUUGUUUCAUAAUUUUUUUCUUUCUUUCUGGUUUUUGGUUUUUUGGGUCUGAAAAUACAACUAAAUUUUGUAACAAGACCAAGUUUUCAAUGAAGUUUGGGAAGAGAUUGAAGCAGCAAAUGCAGGGGACUUUGCCCGGUUGGCGUGAUAAGUUCUUGUCGUAUAAGCAUUUGAAGAAGAUUGUGAAGCUGAUUGCUUCUGCAGCGCCCAUGUUGUUGAAUGGAUCAUUGGAGUAUGGCAAGUUUGAGGCUGAGUUUGUGUACCUCUUGAACAAUGAGAUUGACAAGUUCAAUGCUUUCUUUGUGGAGCAGGAGGAGGAUUUCAUUAUCCGGAAUAAGGAAUUACAGCAGAGAAUUCAAAAGGUGAUUGAUAGAUGGGGUUCGAAUGGAAGCCAGCCUUCAAAGGCUAUAUAUGAAGAAGAAGUGGGAAAAGUUAGGAAAGACAUUGUUGAUUUCCACGGCGAAAUGGUGCUCUUGGUGAACUACAGCAAUAUCAAUUACACAGGAUUGGCUAAAAUAUUGAAGAAGUAUGACAAGAGAACAGGUGCUCUACUGCGCCUGCCAUUCAUUCAAAAAAUUCUGGAGCAGCCCUUUUUUACAACUGAUAACAUCUCAAAGCUUGUCAAGGAAUGCGAAAACACCAUAGAUGCAGUGUUCCCAGUGGAGGAAGAAGAAGAAGAGAGAAAAAGAGAAGUGAAAGAAGCCAUAACAGUUGCUGGAGAAGGAAUAUUUAGGAACACAGUUGCAGCUCUGCUGACCAUGCAAGAGAUUAGAAGAGGCAGCUCCACUUACAGCCAGUAUUCUCUGCCACCUCUCAAUUUGCCUGCAGACAAUGAUCUCAUCCAGUUGUUCCAACUCAGCCCUCCUAUACCUAUUGUCUAAGUUAUAGUAGCUAGAAUUGAUUAAGCAGACAAAUUGGGUAUAAUAUUAUUUAUAUAUAUAUAUAUAUAUAUAAAAUACAUAGCACAGGAACUGGAAAAUAAUCAUACUAUUUUUGUGUUUUUUUGGGGAACAGACUAUGGUCAUAUACUUUAGCAUAUCUGCUACCCUUGGGUUAGCAAAGGAGAGAAGGAUUAA
This is a messenger RNA of Prunus dulcis (almond), 1094 nucleotides long. RefSeq names its product SPX domain-containing protein 3. Gene Ontology annotation, biological process: cellular response to phosphate starvation. The record is from RefSeq and is a predicted model, not a curated record. The coding region runs from base 108 to 899 and encodes 263 amino acids. The transcript is spliced from 3 exons. NCBI's taxonomy places the organism in Eukaryota, Viridiplantae, Streptophyta, Magnoliopsida, Rosales, Rosaceae.